Messenger RNA from Lodderomyces elongisporus, 645 nucleotides. Its product is annotated as ureidoglycolate hydrolase. Gene Ontology annotation, biological process: allantoin catabolic process. Gene Ontology annotation, molecular function: ureidoglycolate lyase activity; ureidoglycolate hydrolase activity. The record is from RefSeq and is a predicted model, not a curated record. The transcript has a single exon. The coding region runs from base 1 to 645 and encodes 214 amino acids. Lineage: Eukaryota; Fungi; Ascomycota; Pichiomycetes; Serinales; Debaryomycetaceae.
AUGGUUCUCAAGACUUUUGAAUUGACCCAAAGGCUACAUAUCGUAGCUGAACCAUUGACUCCUGAGUCAUUUGCACCUUAUGGCGGAGUCAUCAGUGCAGAUCAUCAAAUAUCUGGAGUAAAUACUUCACAAGCAAACUAUGGAACUGCAAUCAAACUACACAAGGUUGCACCAGUGGUGAACAACUACAAAAUUGCUCCUAGUGGGAAAGAAGAAACGGCAAAUUGGAACAUUUUUCGUUGCAAGGCACCUACGCAUUUGAUCAAACACGGUGGUUCAAAAUCUGUUUAUUUAUCAAAAGUAUUGGAGAGACACCCAUUCACUACACAAACGUUCUUACCUUUAGGACAAGAUCUCCACAAAAUAUCCUAUUUAGUGAUUGUUGCUGAAACAGACCAAAGUACAAAAGAAAAAUUGCCCAACCCAAAAAAAAUCAGAGCUUUCGUAUGUAAGGGAAACCAAUCUGUGACGUACGGUGCUGGGAUCUGGCAUGCACCAAUGGUUGUCAUUGAUGAAACAAUACCAUAUCUUGAUUUUGCAGUCUUUAUACAUGAAAACAGUGUUGCAGACGAAGACUGUCAAGAAUGCUACUUUGAGCCGGGAAAUAACGUUGAAUAUACUACACUCGGUUCACCAAAACUUUAG